This is a messenger RNA of Bufo bufo (common toad), 1350 nucleotides long. RefSeq names its product zinc finger protein OZF-like. The record is from RefSeq and is a predicted model, not a curated record. The coding region runs from base 127 to 1350 and encodes 407 amino acids. The transcript is spliced from 2 exons. NCBI's taxonomy places the organism in Eukaryota, Metazoa, Chordata, Amphibia, Anura, Bufonidae.
AGUCUCUGGAGGAUCUGCCCCCGGCCGCCAUGAUGGAGGCUCCCCUCAUGUGACUUGACGUUAUCACAGGUUAUUGACUACAUCCCCUGUGCAAAGCUGUGUUCCGCCCCUUUCUGCUCUGGUCACAUGACAGUGACGUCACCGCAGGUCCUUCCGCUCUCUAUGCCCAUGGAGAAGCUGCCCCCGGCCGCCAUGAUGGAGGCUCCCCUCCCAGAAAAUUCCUGUGAGAAGCCUGAAGGAAACAUCAUCAUGUUAUCUCUAGAUUAUAAAGAAGAUGAAGACACCAGGCAGCGCUCUUCAGAAGAAAACUUCAUUACCUGUAAUGUACAUCCAGGACUUCACAAUGCAGAGCCAUCAAAUAAUUCUACUGAUCAAUCACAGAUUAUUACCCCAAAUAUAAGGCAGAAACAGAGUAAAAUGUUUAAUUGUGAGGAACGUGGAAAACAGUUCAGAUGUAAGUCAGAGCUUUCUGUACACAGAAGCAGUCACAAAGGAGAGAAGCCGUAUUCAUGUUCGGAAUGUGGGAAAUGCUUUGUCAGGAAAUCAAAUCUUAAUCAACAUAAGAUAAUUCACACAGGAGAGAAGCCAUAUUCAUGUUCAGAAUGUGGGAAAUGUUUUACACAAAAAAUAUUUCUUACUACACAUCUGAGAAUUCACACAGGAGAAAAGCCAUAUUCAUGUUCAGAAUGUGAAAAAUGUUUCACACAUAAAAAAAGUCUUACUACACAUCUCCGAAUUCACACAGGAGAGAAGCCAUAUUCAUGUUCAGAAUGUGGGAAAUGCUUUACCCAAAAAGAAAGCCUUGAUCAACAUAAAAGAAUUCACACAGGAGAGAAGCCAUAUUCAUGUUCAGAAUGUGACAAAUGUUUCACACAUAAAAAAAGUCUUGCUAAACAUCUCAGAAUUCACACAGGAGAGAAGCCGUAUUCAUGUUCAGAAUGUGGGAAAUGCUUUAACAGAAAAUCAAGCCUUAAUGUACAUAAAAUAAUUCACACAGGAGAGAAGCCAUAUUCAUGUUCAGAGUGUGGUAAAUGUUUUACAGAUAGAUCAUCUCUGCUUGCACAUCAGAGAAUUCACACAGGUGAGAAGCCACAUUCAUGUUCAGAAUGUGGGAAAUGCUUUAACCGAAAAUCAAGCCUUAAUGUACAUAAAAUAAUUCACACAGGAGAGAAGCCAUAUUCAUGUUCAGAGUGUGGUAAAUGUUUUACAUAUAGAUCAUAUCUGCUUGCACAUCAGAGAAUUCACAUAGGAGAGAAGCCACAUUCAUGUUCAGAAUGUGGGAAAGGCUUUAACCGUAAAUCAAGCCUUGAUCUACAUAAAAGAAUUCACACAAGAGAGAAGACAUGUUGA